GGGUCCUCACGGGUGAAAACAAUUUGUAGUCUUUGUAGUCUCUAAGCAAUAAUAGAGGAAUCGCUGUAACUGGAAGUUAAAAUCGUCCGUCAGUGUGAUGGAUAAGGAUACAGCCAGUGAGUUGGAGAGACGUGCAGUUGAAGAACUCCUGAAAGAGGCCAGUCGAGCCAAAGUACGGGCAGAGACCAUGGGGCCAGCGGGGUGGAUGAAGUGCCCUCUGGGAAGCACCAACAAACGGUUCCUGCUGAACACCCUGCGCUCGUCUGCUCUGGAGUGCCGCUCUGCUGGCCAGGCAGCUACAGAAAGGAGAGGAGACACUCGCAGGAGGGACGGGGAUAAACAUCGUCACAGUGAAGACAAAGAGCACAGACAUAGAAAAGACAGAGAACACAGGACAGAACACACCCGCUCUCGUUCUCACUCAGAAAGGCACCACACAUCCUCUAGGAGUGCUGUAGCAUCCAGAGACCACUCUCCCCAUCAAUCAAACAGGACCCGCUCCCGCUCACCUGUCAGAGACCGGUCAGCGCUCAGGAAAUCUAGAGAUCGGACUCCAAAAUAAUGCACCGCUGGAGAGGAAGAGUCCUUAUAAGUCUAGACUGCUGUGUACAGCAAUUAAUCUCUCAGUGAACACCAGAUAUCUUAAACCCUCUUGUCAGAAACUUGAACUAUUUAAUUGUUGUUAUGCUUUUUCUGUUGAUUUUUCUGAGAGGAUGUACUGUUUAAAAUUGCUUGCUAUAUAAGAACGUAUGUACUGAGAAUAGUUUAUUAUCUCAAACAAAUGUCUCAAGUAAUGAAUAAAACCAUAAAUGGAGGUUGAACUUUUUGUGGGCAGCUAAACAUUAUUUUGAAGAUUUGUUGAUUUUAUUUUUAAAUUUAAUCUAUUUUAAUAUACAGCUUAUUUUAAAUGUGUCCUUUUGCUUAAGGGAUGCCAUAGCUUUGGUUUCUUGAGUUUAAGAAUUCUCAGCAGUUAUGUGUCACAUGUUCAGUCAAAAAUGUAUCUGUAUUUGAUGAUACCUGAAUAAGUAAACAUGUUGUGGUAAAUAUGCGUUGUGAAAAAAUGUAUCUCCAAAAAUUAAUGGUGAGAAAACUGACAGAAAAAAGACCUAGCAGAGUUGCCAGUCUGCUAUACCCUUACUGUAUACACUGGAUAUUGUAUACCCUCACAGUAGCAAUAAAUUGUAUCUCACUUUUUA
Astyanax mexicanus (Mexican tetra) is the source of this 1196-nucleotide messenger RNA. RefSeq lists its product as uncharacterized. The coding region runs from base 98 to 562 and encodes 154 amino acids. The transcript is spliced from 3 exons. The record is from RefSeq and is a predicted model, not a curated record. Lineage: Eukaryota; Metazoa; Chordata; Actinopteri; Characiformes; Acestrorhamphidae.